AUGGCUCUCAGCUGGAGAUCAACCCGCCAUGUUUCUAAGCUCGCACAGGCCACUCGGCCAGUGUUCUCUCGUCACUAUGCGACCGCGGAGCCGGACCUGAAGACCACUCUGAAGGAGGUCAUCCCGGCUAAGCGGGAGCUACUCAAGAAGGUGAAGGCGCAGAGCGAGGAUGUCAUUGGAGAUGUCAAGGUCGGAAACACAAUCGGUGGCAUGCGUGGUCUGAAGGCCAUGCUGUGGGAGGGCUCUGUUCUGGAUGCCGACGAGGGAAUCCGUUUCCACGGCAAGACCAUCAAGGACUGCCAGAAGGAGCUCCCCAAGGGCACCACUGGAACUGAGAUGCUCCCCGAAGCCAUGUUUUGGCUUCUUCUGACAGGCCAGGUGCCUUCUACUGGCCAAGUCCGCGCCUUCUCCCGCGAACUGGCUGAGAAGUCAGAGCUCCCCACUCAUAUUCUGGACUUGAUCAAGUCUUUCCCCUCCAACAUGCACCCCAUGACACAGCUCUCCAUUGCCGUCGCAGCUUUGAACACCGAGUCCAAAUUUGCCCAGGCCUAUGAGAAGGGUAUCAACAAGGCCGAGUACUGGGAGCCCACUUUCGAUGACAGCAUUUCCUUGCUGGCCAAGAUCCCCCGUGUGGCCGCCCUUGUCUUCCGACCGAAGGAGAUCGAUGCCGUUGGUACCCAAAAGCUCGACGCUGCCCAGGAUUGGUCCCACAACUUUGCUGAGUUGCUCGGCAAGGGUGGCGCUGAACACAGCGACUUCCAUGACCUCCUGCGUCUUUACCUCGCUCUCCACGGUGACCACGAAGGUGGUAACGUGUCUGCCCACGCCACACACCUCGUCGGCAGUGCUCUGAGUGAUCCUUUCCUCAGCUACAGUGCCGGUCUUCUCGGUCUUGCCGGUCCACUUCACGGACUAGCUGCCCAAGAGGUCCUCCGCUGGGUGAUUGCCAUGCAGGACAAGAUUGGUACCAAGUUCAGUGAUGAGGAUGUCCGCACUUACCUCUGGGAUACCCUCAAGUCCGGCCGCGUGGUGCCAGGCUAUGGUCACGGUGUCCUGCGCAAGCCCGAUCCUCGCUUCGAGGCCCUGAUGGACUUCGCCGCCACUCGCCCCGACGUUCUGGCAAACCCAGUCUUCCAGCUGGUCAAGAAGAACUCGGAGAUUGCUCCCGGUGUGCUUACCGAGCACGGAAAGACCAAGAAUCCUCACCCCAACGUGGAUGCCGCCAGUGGUGUCCUCUUCCACCACUAUGGCUUCCAACAGCCCCUUUACUACACUGUUACAUUCGGUGUCAGUCGCGCCCUUGGUCCCCUUGCCCAGCUGAUCUGGGAUCGUGCUCUGGGUAUGCCCAUUGAGCGCCCCAAGAGCAUCAACCUCCUCGGUCUGCUCAAGAAAUAA
This is a messenger RNA of Penicillium brevicompactum, 1395 nucleotides long. RefSeq names its product putative citrate synthase Cit1 (gene mcsA). The coding region runs from base 1 to 1395 and encodes 464 amino acids. The transcript has 3 exons. Gene Ontology annotation, cellular component: mitochondrial matrix. Gene Ontology annotation, biological process: tricarboxylic acid cycle; carbohydrate metabolic process. The record is from RefSeq and is a predicted model, not a curated record. Lineage: Eukaryota; Fungi; Ascomycota; Eurotiomycetes; Eurotiales; Aspergillaceae. Gene Ontology annotation, molecular function: 2-methylcitrate synthase activity.